This is a messenger RNA of Capra hircus (goat), 3497 nucleotides long. RefSeq names its product mitogen-activated protein kinase 7 (gene MAPK7). Gene Ontology annotation, molecular function: ATP binding; MAP kinase activity. Gene Ontology annotation, biological process: cell surface receptor signaling pathway; intracellular signal transduction; protein phosphorylation. The transcript is spliced from 7 exons. Bases 853 to 3195 code for a protein of 780 amino acids. NCBI's taxonomy places the organism in Eukaryota, Metazoa, Chordata, Mammalia, Artiodactyla, Bovidae. Gene Ontology annotation, cellular component: nucleus; cytoplasm. The record is from RefSeq and is a predicted model, not a curated record.
UUCCUUUCCAGUCUAAGGGAUGGACCCUCCCUAGGGCCCUCAGGCCUAAUUUCUGGGCUCCCCGCCCCCUGGCUCUCUUCUCGUCAGUCACUGGAGGACACACGACCUCCCGUGAGCCGCCUCAGGACGCAGAGGAUCAGCGCUCGGCGCGCACUCGCUGCGAGGUCGAACGCGGGCCCUGAAGAUUGGCAGGGAACUGGCUCCGGCGGAGCUCUGCCUCCUCCAGGCGCAGCUGACCCUGUGGCCCUGCCUGCUGCCUUGCAGCCACAGCGCGGGAGUCGCUGGACGGAGCCGCCCCACGGAAGGUUCACGGCCGAGGCUAGCGAACCGCUGGCCGGAGUCCGGGGCGCCGGAAGCUGAGCUGAGAGGACAGAUACCGGAAGUCAGGGCGGCUUUGAGCCGACGCUCUAGAACCCGGAGGACCGGGAUCUCUGUGGUUGGAUGUGACGGAUCACCGUCUACCUGGGACCACGCAUUCCCAAGCGCCAGGCUUCCGGGGCCCAUCGGGAAAAUGGGGGACGCAAUACUCGGGCUUAUAGGGGCUGAUAAGGGAAGAGGGGCUUAAAGGGGACUGAGUGAUGGUAACUACCGGUAACAGCCCUCCAAGAUCCCGAGGCCACCAGUAACUGAGCUGAGAGGACCUGGAAGAUCGGAGCGGAUGCGCGCGCGCGCACGUAGGAGGCGGUGCCUCGCAGUCUCGCGGCGCCCGGGGCUGCUGGCGCGCCUGCGUCCGAGGACCGAGCCAGGCGGCCGCGCCCCGGCUAAGCGCCGAGCGCGGGUUGGGUGGUUCCCUCCUGGAGACUGGACCACGGAGCGGGCGCGGGUGAAGGCGUGGCUUCCUCGGAAGACGCCAUGGCCGAGCCCCUGAAGGAGGACGACGGUGAGGACGGUUCCGGGGAGCCCCCCGGGCCGGUGAAAGCGGAACCCGCUGGCACCGCCGCCUCGGUGGCGGCCAAGAACCUGGCCCUGCUGAAGGCGCGGUCCUUCGACGUGACCUUCGACGUGGGGGACGAGUACGAGAUCAUCGAGACCAUUGGCAACGGGGCCUACGGGGUGGUGUCCUCCGCGCGCCGCCGCCUCACUGGCCAGCAGGUGGCCAUUAAGAAGAUCCCUAAUGCUUUUGAUGUGGUGACCAAUGCCAAGCGGACCCUCAGAGAGCUGAAGAUCCUCAAGCACUUCAAGCAUGACAACAUCAUUGCCAUAAAGGACAUCCUGAGGCCCACUGUACCCUAUGGCGAGUUCAAAUCUGUCUACGUGGUCCUGGACCUGAUGGAGAGCGACCUGCACCAGAUCAUCCACUCCUCACAGCCGCUGACACUGGAGCAUGUGCGCUACUUCCUGUACCAGCUGCUGCGGGGCCUCAAGUACAUGCACUCGGCUCAGGUCAUCCACCGCGACCUCAAGCCCUCCAAUCUGCUGGUGAACGAGAACUGCGAGCUCAAGAUUGGGGACUUUGGCAUGGCCCGUGGCCUGUGCACCUCGCCCGCUGAGCAUCAGUACUUCAUGACUGAGUAUGUGGCCACUCGCUGGUACCGCGCCCCCGAGCUCAUGCUCUCGCUGCACGAGUACACGCAGGCCAUUGACCUGUGGUCCGUGGGCUGCAUCUUUGGGGAGAUGCUGGCCCGGCGCCAACUCUUCCCAGGCAAAAACUAUGUGCACCAGCUGCAGCUGAUCAUGACGGUGCUGGGUACCCCGUCGCCGGCCGUGAUUCAGGCUGUGGGAGCUGAGAGGGUGCGGGCCUAUAUCCAGAGCCUGCCACCACGCCAGCCUGUGCCCUGGGAGACGGUGUACCCGGGUGCUGACCGCCAGGCGCUCUCCCUACUGGGGCGCAUGCUACGUUUCGAGCCCAGCGCCCGUGUCUCUGCAGCUGCUGCCCUCCGCCACCCCUUCCUGGCCAAGUACCAUGACCCCGAUGACGAGCCUGACUGUGCCCCGCCCUUUGACUUUGCCUUUGACCGCGAAGCCCUCACACGGGAGCGCAUUAAGGAGGCCAUCGUGGCGGAGAUCGAGGACUUCCACGCACGGCGUGAGGGCAUCCGCCAGCAGAUCCGCUUCCAGCCUUCCCUGCAGCCUGUGGCCAGCGAGCCCAGCUGCCCCGACGUGGAAAUGCCCAGCCCCUGGGCUCCGAGUGGGGACUGCGCCAUGGAGUCCCCUCCACCAGCGCCACUGCCGUGCCCUGGCCCUGCGCCCGACACCAUCGAUCUGACCCUGCAACCGCCCCCACCAGCCAGUGAACCAGCCCCUCCAAAGAAGGAGGGGGCCAUCUCAGACAACACCAAGGCUGCCCUCAAGGCUGCCUUGCUCAAGUCCUUGCGGAGCCGGCUCCGAGAUGGCCCCAGUGCCCCCCUGGAAGCUCCUGAGCCUCGGAAGCCGGUGACUGCUCAGGAGCGCCAGCGGGAGCGGGAGGAGAAACGCCGACGGCGGCAGGAGCGGGCCAAGGAGCGGGAGAAGAGGCGGCAGGAGCGCGAGCGCAAGGAGCGGGGCGCGGGGGGCUCGGGGGGCCCCUCCGCGGACCCCCUGGCUGGGCUGGUGCUCAGUGAAAACGACCGCAGCCUGCUGGAGCGUUGGACUCGCAUGGCCCAGCCCCCUGCCCCUGCGCCCACAGCCCGGCCCCCCAGCCCUCCCGCUGGCCCUGCCACCCAGCCCACUGGGCCCCUGCCACAGCCGGCCUGCCCACCCCCUGCACCUGCAGCUGGCCCUGCUGCUCCCCAGACCACUGCCACCUCCAGCCUUCUGGCCCCCCAGCCACUGGUGCCGCCCCCUGGGCUGCGCGGCCCUAGUGCCCUGAGUGUUGUCCCUUACUUCCCCUCUGGCCCACCCCCUCCAGACCCUGGGGGGGCCCCACAGCCCUCCACAUCGGAGUCACCUGACGUCACCCUGGUGACCCAGCAGCUGUCCAAGUCGCAGGUGGAGGACCCUUUACCCCCCGUGUUCUCGGGCACCCCCAAGGGCAGUGGAGCUGGCUAUGGUGUUGGCUUUGACCUGGAGGAAUUCCUAAACCAGUCUUUUGACAUGGGUGUGGCUGAUGGGCCACAAGACGGCCAAGCAGACUCAGCCUCGCUCUCAGCCUCCCUGCUCGCUGACUGGCUCGAGGGCCACGGCAUGAACCCUGCCGACAUCGAGUCCCUGCAGCGUGAGAUCCAGAUGGAUUCCCCCAUGCUGCUGGCCGACCUGCCCGACCUCCAGGAGCCCUGAGGCCCGCAGUCCGUGCCUUGCUGCCAGGGGCAGACCCAGCUCCGAGAUCUGCAGGACUGUCCUGCUGGAGCCCUGCGCCCAGUCGGGGAAUCAGCUCAGAUCAUUCUGCAGCUUCAUCUCAGACCCACCCUGUGGCCUUAAGCAGCCACCUGAGCCAGCACAAGCCACACCAAGAGGGGGAGCCCCUCCCCCAAGCGAUUCUUUUCAGUAUCAUAAUUUUAUUAUUAUUAUUAUUACAUUAUUAUGAUGACACAGUUUUUUUGCCCUCGGAAGGUUGCCUGUGAAAUACAAGGUCUCCUCUA